GUCGCCUCGAUUCGCUUCCGCCCCAUCCUCCUUCCCGACGCCUCACAUGGCAACGGCCGUGCCCGCCGCCUGCCUCCGCGCGCCGUGCUCCUCUCCAGCGGCCGUCGCACGCCGACUUGGGGCCGGUGGCCCGUCGCUGCGCAAGCGGCAUUGCGCCGUCGCGCCCGUCGCUGCCGCCUGCGGCCCCGCGCCGCCGCGGCUGCUUGACAACGAGGAGGCGGUCUGCUCCGUACGGCGGCGUGUGCUGGUUGCCGGUGCCGCCGCGUUCCUCUCCCGGCCUAAUCCGGCGGCAUUCGCAGCAGAGGCUAAGAAAGGGUUCCUGCCCGUCGUCGACAAGAAGGCUGGCUACUCUUUCCUCUACCCGUUCGGAUGGGAGGAAGUGGCUGUGCAAGGGCAAGACAAGGUGUACAAAGAUGUGAUAGAGCCUCUCGAGAGUGUGAGCGUCAACUCUAUUCCAACUAGCAAGGAGGAUAUCCGUGAUCUUGGUCCUCCGGAUAAGGUUGCCGAGGCUCUGAUUAAAAAGGUUUUGGCACCAUCAACACAGAAGACAAAGUUAAUUGAGGCGAAAGAGAAUGAUGUUGAUGGGAGGGCUUACUACACUUUUGAGUUCACAGCUCAGGCUCCAAACUACACCAGACAUGCACUUGGUGCUAUUGUAAUUGCAAAUGGCAAAUUUUACACAUUGACCACUGGAGCAAACGAGAGGAGGUGGGAAAAGAUGAAGGAUAGGCUGCAUACUGUUGUGGAUUCCUUCAAAAUCGAAAAUAGAAUAUGAGUGCCUGAAUUGCUGUGUUGUUUUUCCUUCGUUGAUUCGCUUUUUCUUACAUAACUGCAGUGCUGAGAUUUUUCAGUAGUAAAUACCGGGAUUGUGGAUUAUGCUGAUCAGUUUCAUUUCGAAAUGUUUGUUACCAGACUUGAGCAA
Messenger RNA from Zea mays, 922 nucleotides. Its product is annotated as chloroplast oxygen-evolving complex/thylakoid lumenal 25.6kDa protein. NCBI's taxonomy places the organism in Eukaryota, Viridiplantae, Streptophyta, Magnoliopsida, Poales, Poaceae. Gene Ontology annotation, cellular component: photosystem II; photosystem II oxygen evolving complex; extrinsic component of membrane. Gene Ontology annotation, biological process: photosynthesis. The record is from RefSeq and is marked validated. Gene Ontology annotation, molecular function: calcium ion binding.